This is a messenger RNA of Momordica charantia (bitter melon), 946 nucleotides long. It is a transcript of the gene NF-YB11, whose product is annotated as nuclear factor Y, subunit B11. The record is from RefSeq and is a predicted model, not a curated record. Lineage: Eukaryota; Viridiplantae; Streptophyta; Magnoliopsida; Cucurbitales; Cucurbitaceae. Gene Ontology annotation, biological process: heterochromatin formation; DNA damage response; leading strand elongation. Gene Ontology annotation, cellular component: epsilon DNA polymerase complex; CHRAC. Gene Ontology annotation, molecular function: protein heterodimerization activity; chromatin DNA binding.
UCGAGAAAUAGCCAUUCUUGGUAAAUAGCCGAACUAGGUCGAGAGAAGCCCGGCCCGGCCCAAUAAAUUUCCAUCACCAAGUGAAGCCCACAAUGUCUUCUGGGCCGAUACCAGAAACUACCUGAACGAUAUUAAUGGCGGGAAAGAGAUGCGAGAACGAUGAAAAUGGAAGACUGGAGAGAGAAGCAGUCUCUUCAGGGAAGAACCAUAGAAGAAAACAGUGGAGAGAGAGUUAAGGCUGUGGAGAAAGAUGGAGAAGAAAGUAGCGGCGGAGAUCGAAGAGCUUCCCAAGACCAUUGUUCGCCGAGUGGUUAAAGAGAAGCUUUCUCAGUGCUCCCGGAACCAAGACAUUUCCGUCAACAAAGACUCGCUUCUUGCCUUCUGCGAGAGCGCUCGAAUCUUCAUUCACUACCUCUCCGCUACGUCGAAUGAUAUAUGCAAGGAAUCGAAGAGGCAGACGAUAAAGGCGGAUGAUGUAUUGAAAGCUCUAGAAGAUAUGGAAUUUCCCGAGUUGGUUAGGCCUCUCAAAGCCUCCCUCAAUGAAUUCAGGCGCAAGAGUGCGGGAAAGAAGGCAGCUGCAUCCAGGGAAAAAGAAGCAAAAAAGAAGAGGAAGAUAGAAGAGCCUACAGUUGAAGAUGAAAGCAAAGAUGACGUUGGAAAUGACGAUAACGAUAACGAUCACGAUGAAGAUGAAGAUGAAGUUGAAGAUGAAGAUGAAGAAGAGAAUGGUGCCAGUGAUGAAUGAGAAACCUUAUGUUUCACUUAUUAGGUAUUUGAAAUGUGGUUCUUCUGCACUUGGUACGCCAUUUAUUUCCAAACUAGAAAAUUGAUUUAUAUGAUGGCCUACAUAUCUUCGAGGAAGCAUUGUUUUUAUGUCGGACAAAUUUAGCUUGUACAUUAUAAACGACAGCUACACUUUUUAGCAGGUCUGGGAAAUUUUCUAGUA